AUAGAAAGCACAGCGUGUGCGAGUUCUGCGCUGCGGGGCCUGCAGAAGAGGAGCAUGUCAACGGAGCCAGGGGAGCCAACCUGCAUGGCGGGGGGGUGCUCUUCUCUGACACCCACCAGACCUCGGAUGGGAAGGUCAUGGCCGUGGGGGCUGUUGAAGCCCACCUCUAUGCGCUCUUUCUGAAAGGACUCUGCCUCGACCCUUCCAAACUCCCUAAGCCGCUGAGUUCGCCAGACUGGCCCCGGAGGAAGACCCUCUUUGCAGACAUCCUUGCCAAGGAGACGCAAACCGAAUGGUGCAAGGUCUUUGGAAAGCUGGGCCCUUGUGUGACCCCUGUUUUGACAGCCGAGGAUAUUUCUCAACUUGUAAAGGAGGUGAUGGGUACUUCUUUUAUCUCAGAUCAGCUGCAUGUGUGGCCCCCGUGCCAGUUCCAUUUUUUCCCCAAAUCCCUUGCUUCUGUCCCUUCCACGCAGAGUGUGGUCUUAGGAGAAAUUUUCAGAGGAUGUGGGUUUAGCAAAGAAGAAAUAGCCGAGCUCCAUGUUUCGGGCAUCAUUAAAAGCAGUGAGUCAACGGCGAAUCUGUAACAUAGAACUGUCAAAUGCACCUGUUUUGUUAAGUAACCCAGGGAGCUUAGGCAGGUGUGUAUGAUCUGGGGAAAUCAUGAGUGCUUUCUAUUCGGGAGAGUUCCUUCCCAUGUUAAGAUGAAACCUCAUCUGCUCAGAAAAUUUAAAGAAUGCUGGCAUGUAUGAGUUGUCAGCCUUCAAUAAUUCUUAUACCGUGGACUGUACAUGUAGUGUCAUGACUGAUUAUAAUCCAAAUCAGGGUUAUAUGUGAUAGGUAUUACGCCUAAAGUCAUUUUAAAAUAUUGUCUCAUGCAUGGAAGAAUGGGACAGAGUGUG
Messenger RNA from Pipistrellus kuhlii (Kuhl's pipistrelle), 899 nucleotides. RefSeq names its product alpha-methylacyl-CoA racemase-like. The record is from RefSeq and is a predicted model, not a curated record. NCBI's taxonomy places the organism in Eukaryota, Metazoa, Chordata, Mammalia, Chiroptera, Vespertilionidae. Gene Ontology annotation, biological process: bile acid metabolic process. Gene Ontology annotation, molecular function: alpha-methylacyl-CoA racemase activity. The coding region runs from base 138 to 584 and encodes 148 amino acids. Gene Ontology annotation, cellular component: mitochondrion. The transcript has 2 exons.